Cygnus olor (mute swan) is the source of this 4881-nucleotide messenger RNA. It is a transcript of the gene GPA33, whose product is annotated as glycoprotein A33. Lineage: Eukaryota; Metazoa; Chordata; Aves; Anseriformes; Anatidae. Gene Ontology annotation, cellular component: plasma membrane. The record is from RefSeq and is a predicted model, not a curated record. The coding region runs from base 374 to 1360 and encodes 328 amino acids. The transcript is spliced from 6 exons.
UUUUUCUUUGUUUUGUUUCAGGGCAUUUCAUGAACGUGUUCUGGUUCUCUAGCACAAAAUGUCACUUCUCUAUGGACUUGGUUUGGUGGAAGUUAUUUGACAGUUUUCCUGCUCCCUGAAGUUUCACAGUAUCAAUUUGUUAGUUUAGCCUGAAUCCUUAAGAGUGCUGAUGCACCUGUAUUAUCUGUUUAUCUGUCUCCCUCUGUACAUUUAGGACCUGUCAAACCAUGUCAGUCACGCUGAAAGUUGGCUCAUAAAAAAUUACAUCUUUAUAACUCCACAGGUAAAGAAGAGGGAAGUGAGAAAAAGAAAGCAGAGUUUAGCUCUUAGCCAUCCUGUGAGGCAGCUUCCUAUAGUCAAUCAGCCUCAGCAUAUGUUGCCUCCUGCUCAGUGGGGAAUGUCAUGGAUGUCAGAGAGGAGGUUGUGGGUUACUGUGGCGUGUAAGAAAGCCGAAGAGACAAAACAUGAAAAUCAGAUGCCAUUAAUUUUGCUGACUAAAGUAUGUAUUCUCUUCCUAGUUCUGGUGACUGCUCAUACCCUUACUGUGGAAACACCUGCCAAGGAACUACAGGUGGCACGAGGGAGCAACGCUACUCUCCGCUGUCAGUUUAAUACUGAUACUUCCGUCACCUCAGGAGAUUUUGUUGUCUGGAGGAAAAUCAAUAGUGCGGAUGAUGCUGUCACUAGGUAUUUUGAUGGACUUGUACAGUAUGGCAAGGGCUAUGAAAACCGAAUACGAUUUACUGGUAACUUAGAGAGCGGGGACAUCAGCAUUACCAUCAAUGAAGUAACCAUGGAAGACAAUGGGACAUAUGCAUGCAGUGUUCGUCUACGGAAUGACCCUCCUCGGCAGUCUGCAGUCACGAGUCUUUUCGUCCUCAUUGCACCAUCCAAGCCAGAAUGCAAGAUUGUGGGCACAGCAGAAUAUGGACAGACGAUCAAUCUAACCUGCAUUUCUCAUGAGGGCUCCCCAAAACCCACAUACAGCUGGCAAAGCUUCAAUGUACAACAUGAACCCCGGGUACUACAAACAACAAAAGGGGAGCAAAUAACUCUGAAGAACAUCUCGGCGGAUACAUCUGGCUUUUACAUCUGCACUUCAACAAACAUUGUGGGAAAGGAAUCUUGCAACAUGACGGUCAGCGUUGUGCCACCAUCCAUGAACAUUGCCCUUUACGCUGGCAUCAUUGGAGGAGCUGUUGCUGCAAUUGUAGUUAUUGGUAUUAUAGCCUAUUGCUGCUGCUGUCGGGGGGACAAGAACACCGACUAUGAGAUGACGGAGACAAAAGAUGCAGAUGAAUUCUCCCAGAGGAAUCCUACGCAGAAUCAGAGAGCAAAAGAUGAUAAUGAAGAUGAAUGAAGAAAGAAGAGGGAGGCUGAUGCCAUCUUCAUUUUUUUCUGAGGCACAGACAUCACUGUAGAAAAGCAAGCAAAUCCCUCUCUUACUGCAAGAAGGUUUUUUUUUUAAGAAUAAUUAAGUAAAAGCUAAUGGCUUUGUCUUCUAGUUGCUGGGAGAGAAUAUCCUUGUCUACCUGAAAAGGAGUAUUUAAAAUACCAUGGGUAAUAAUAUAUAACCUCAUAGCAGAAUAAUGCAUAUGAAGAACUGCUUCACCCACUCAUGCAAAAAUCACCAGUUUUCUUGACUUACCCCUUUCUGUAAAGGAAGCCGGUUAAGUCUAUUUGGAUACAGAGUUGCUGCUUUAUCCCUAGAGCCACAGAAGACUUCAAGGUCACUAAUUCCAAGUUAUCAAGAAAGGGUGGUCUUGUUUAUGCUGUUAUGUAAGUUUCACAGCUUGCAGCAUUGUCUGGUAUAGGAAUGAUUUUAUGUGAGAUUGAAGCAAGCUGAUUUUUGAAGACAUUUUAUUAAGUGUGUUCUUUGUAUAUAUUAUACACCCACAUAUGAAUAAAAAUAUGGGGAAAAAACAGAUGACCGAUCAAAGUCUGUUCGAAGCAACAAUAUAUACUAAUGGCAUGGAUAAGGUAACAGAAAUAAGCUGCUGAGUUUCAAAAAAGUUAGAUGGAUUUAGAACAGGCAGCUGAAAAGAUCUGGAAACAGUCUAUGAGCCUGCAUACUUUCAGAUUUUUGAACUUACGAAUUCCAGCUCAGAGAAUUCCUAAAUAUUAAUUCUCAUCACAUCACCCUUUCCUCCUGACUGUUGUAUUUGUGUGUCAAGUGGUCUAUUGUGCCUGUGGCUUCUUCUGAAAAAACUGUUAGUGUGAGAACAUGUAUAUGGAAAGUGUCUUCUUUACAAAGUACAUACAAACCCAAGUCUCUCUGGCAAUGAACGAUCUGAAGCACAACUCAGCAAAACAUUCUGAGAACUUUUUCCUGUGCUCAGUGUAAAUGUAUGACUGAACAUUACAAAUAUGGAUUACCAAAGAAACCCAACAAAUUUUGCACACAGAAGCUGGAGGCAGGUAAAAAAACAAGGUGCAUAGCUCAGAAAUAGAGGAACAAAUAAAAAGCAAUGAUACAUAUUUUAUUCUGUUUUACAAUGAGAAAGUAUAGUAUGAAUAAUCUAAUUAGCAUUGUAACAGGUUUUUACUGUGAAACAAAAGCUAUUUCUUUUAUAGUUGUUACAGACAUUAGUCACCACCCUGUGUUCCCUCACAAACACCUAUAUCCUUGAGCUGAAGAAGACUUCUGCUGAGGGAUAAUAGCAUGGAUUCUCAUCAAGCAUCUUAACUGGAAAGUCCAGCAAACAGACAUGACAGUUGUCAAUAGUAUUUGUAGCCAGAAACUGGCUCUGGCCUCUAGAACAUUUUAACACUGUUACCUAUCCCAUAUUUUUCACUCUCAGGCUAUGUUAAGCUUAAUUGUCUUGAAAUAACAUUUGCACAUUGAUCAUUUUCAAUGUAAAGAAAAAUGCAGAUUAACAAACCUGCAUUAAGCUAUUUAGAAAAACAAAGUUGCAAAAUACAGAAUAAAUAUAAGAAGACCCCCCAAAAACAUGAAUUCAAUCCUAAGUAGGUUCCAUAAGAAUCAGCAAUGAAAAAGUGAGAGAGUUAACCAUGACAACCAUUAAAGCAGAGCUACUUAUGUUCUGCAAUGUUAAGCUCAGUUCUUCCCUGACAAAUAAACUAAGAGCACAUAGAGAGAGAGGGCUAAGAUAUUUCACUGCUUCUCAUACAUUUUUUUUAUAAAGACUAAUAUCUUGAAAGUUGUGUAUUUAUCAGAAUGCUACUGAUUUGUUAAAUUCAGUCUGCCAAAAAUACACAUACUCAAAUUCCUAAUUUACUCCAAGAUUUUCUGUGACUUACAUGUCUUUUGAAGCAGGAAUAGCUCUAAGAUCCUCUAGUAUACCCAGAACUUUAAAGAAAACUAAAGCAGCGCUAACACAUUUAUGGAGAAGAUUUGGAAAGUGAUCAGCAUUUAAUGAAUUCCCAAGAAUUAAUGUAUGCAUACUCAACUUUGACAGUGACAUCCCUCAAAAGUUGGGAAUUGGGCAGAAAAAGAGUGACAAUCUACACAGACUAUAGUGUAUUACUAUUUAUUUGUGUUCAGUUUGCACAUGGAAGAAUAUGAAUGUAUAUGCUUUAUCUGUGCAUGAAAAAGAAAAAAAAAACAAACACAACAAAAUACAAGGAUUUAAGUGCUCCCAAAUCAUUCUCCCAUCUUCAGGACUGCUGAGAUCUGUUACCCCAAGUGGGAAGAACAGCCACAGUAAGAUUUUGAUACAUCAUUGCUUAGCAAGAUUUAUUUCAGCAAGCAUACUAAGAAGAUAUUUAAAAGUUACAUUUUUUUUUUCCUCCUGACAUUAGCUCAGCAAUCUGCAACAAGCCAUUUCUUGUAUAAUGGGGUGUAUGAAGGGAGCAAACAAGUCCACUCCAACAGUCUAGCAAUGCAAUGAAAAGUAGGUAGGAGAGAAAUCUCAUAUGCAAUUUGAAAAAUUGGAUCACCCUGCAGUUCCCAGAGCAAUUAAACUAACCAGAACUUUAUCACAUUUUCUCUUUUAAAAGUGAGUACUGUCUCAGAAACCUGCUACUGCUUAAUAGAACUGCUCCAAGUAACUCAAAGGUCUACUAAAUGUGGCAAGCAAAAUGCUAUGAUUUAUGAGUGACAAAGAGAUGGGACAAAAGUUAAGUGAUCUGACAGGAGACACAGAUGACCACAACACAGCAGAAGCAUGGAGAUAAGGAAUCAAUAUUCCCAGUUCUUUGAUAUACCCUGCAAGGCAAGUAUUCUCAUCAACACCCUUGUUCCUAUUUCCCUUUCACCUUCCAAACACCCUUUUUUUUGUUCCCCUCAGUUUUGGGCAUUCUUCUCAGCAGAGAUGCUCUCCUACAAGUCCUGACUAUACUGUUGCAAGGGGUUCUUCCUUCCUGGGUGCUGGACUUCGCUGCAUUUCACAAGGUUCCUUAUUAGCCCAUUCCUUCAGCCUGUUUAGGUCCCUCUGUAUGGCAGUCCUGCCCUUGAGCAUAUCAGCUGUUUUUCCCAGUUUGGUGUCUUCGACAGGUAAGAGUGCACUCCAUCACCUCCCCCAGGUCACUGCUAAAGACAUUAAACAGGCUUCUGUAUAGACUCCUGCAGUACCAAACUUGUUACUGGCCUCCACAUAGAGUACAACCUCUUAACCGCCACCUUCAGAGCCCAAACAGAUUUUUAGUCAUCUGUUGUCCACCAAUAUGUAACAUCCCAACUUGAACACAAACAUACCAUAUUGAGAGCCUUGCUAAAGUACACAUUCUUGAGCUGUUCUUGCAUUUGGAAGAUGCUAUCCUCAGUGAUCUGCCAGUCUUCCUAGACUCCUUUAUUCUUUAGAGCUGUCUCCCAGGGAUUCCACCUACCCAUUUCCUGCAUACCUUUCAUUGCCUUCCUCACUCUUCUCAAGAUCUUGAACUCCAGUAUUACACGGUCACAAAAGCAGAGGCUGCCACUGC